GUUCUCAUCAUUAAUGAUAAAACACACAUCAAAUGUUGAUUUUUGGAUAAUAAUUGUGAUCAUUAACAACCCUCACGUAUUCAGUGAUACCAUGAUGAUGCAUGGGUACAGAGACCAUCCAUCAUUCAUCAUACUUGUAGUUGAUGUUGUAAAGUGUCUAAUAUUAGUCAAAAUAAACAUAUUUAUAAACCUUGACUUUGUAUAUAUAUAGUAACAGUUUGCUUUUUCAUCAUCCAUCCUUUGGUCUGCAUGGCAAACUGAACAAACUAAUUAAGCACAAACUUAUCGACCAAUGAGAUCAGAUCAUUAUUUCUUAUAGAAUGUUAAUUGCAUUAUGCUCUUGAUGCUAUUAUUUCAACUUCCAAUCUGUCUAGUCAAAACCAGUGAUUGCAAAAGGCGCUCGGGCGCUCGCCUAGGCGCUCGGGCGAGGCGAGGCGAGGCCCGAGCGCCUCGCUAAUGUCCCAGGCGGCGCGCUUCAAACAGGCGCCGCCUAGGCGCUCGCCCGAGCCCAGGCGCUGGGCGCUUCGGGCGAGCGCCUGGGUAAACCAAGGCGACCGAACCAGAAUUUUAGGUCUGGUUCGGUCCUGGUUCGGUUGUUAGUUGGUUCAAUCGAACCAACUAAACCGAUAUAACCCCAACCCUAACCCUAACCCUAACCCAACACUAACCUGCUGCUGCUGCCGCUCUCGAUCCCGAUCCCGAUCGCGAUCUCGUCGCUCGCUGCCGCUGCUCGCCGGUGUCGCUGCUCGCGCCUCCCGCGAGCCUUCCCGCAGUUCGCGCCUCCCGCGAGCCCUCUCGCUGCUCGCGCCUCCUGCGAGCCCUCUCGCUGCUCGCGCCUCCCGCGAGCCCUCUCGCCUCCUGCGAGCCCUCCCGCGAGCCUUCCCGCUGCUCGCGCCUCCCUCGAGGCCUCCCGCUGCUCGCGCCUUCCUCUCCCUUUCCCUUUCCCGCUGCCGCUGCCGCCGCUCGCUGCUGCUGUUGUUGCUGCCGCUCGCCGCUGCUGCUGCCGCCGCUGCUGCCGCCGCUCGCCGCUGCUGCCACCGCCGCUCCCACUCGCUGCUGCUUCCUCGUUUCUCCAUCAAGCUCAGUAAAAUAAUUAAGUUUAUUUGAAUUUUAAAAUAAAUAAUUUUCUGUUAAUAGAUUAAUAAUAUAUUAUUUUGAUUUUAAUGUUAUUAAUUUUUAUUUAUUUGAAAUUAUUGUUAGGUUUCAACAUAAAUGGCAAGUGCAGAAAGCAACUCAAUAGAGUCUCCAGUGGUAUCAAAAAAAGAUCCUGCAUGGAAGUAUAAUUAUUUGAAGGAUCCGAAAGAUCCUAAUGCAGUGACUUGCAUAUUCUGUGAUAAGACUACCAGAGGUGGUAUUUUUCGUGCAAAACAACAUCUAGUAGGAAAUUUCAAGAAUGCAGCAGCUUGCAAAAAAUGUCCACCUGAGGUAAAAGAAGAGUUGCUGAAUUAUAUGAAUGAAAAGAAGACACAAAAGAAUGAAUCUUAUGGGAAUUUACCAGAAGACAAUGUUGAACAAAUCAGAGAUGAAGAAGAAGAUUAUUCUACGAGUAUUAACCCAAGUGAAAAAAGAGUAUACGACAAAAAGGGAAAAGAAGUUAUGAGUACUAAGAAAUGUAGAAAAGGACCGAUGGAUCUAUAUAUGCUUCAAGGAUCCCAGAAACAACAAGGGCAAGCAGGAGGCUCAAAAUUGAGACAAACAAAUAUAAGUGAUGCUUGUGAUAAAGAAAUAAGAGGAAGAACAAUUCAGCACAUUGCUCGCUUCUUUUAUCAGGCUGGUCUUCCCCUUAGUACAACUCGUUUAGACAGUUUUAAGGAUAUGAUUGAAGCUAUUGGAAGAUAUGGUGCAGGAUUAAAACCUCCAAGUUAUUAUGAGAUGCGAGUUCCAUUGCUGCAAAAAGAGUUGAAUUAUACAAAUGACUUACUAAAGGGUCAUAAAGAAUCAUGGGCAACACGUGGUUGCUCUAUUAUGUCAGAUGUUUGGACUGACAGGAGGCGCAGGAGUAUAAUUAAUUUUAUGGUUAAUUGUUCUUUGGGGACUAUGUUUGUGAAGUCAAUAGAUGCUUCAUCUUUUGUAAAAUCUGGAGACAAGAUAUAUGAUUUACUUGACAACUUCGUGGAAGAAAUUGGAGAACAAAAUAUCGUUCAAAUCAUAACCGACAAUGGAAGCAACUAUGUUUUAGCUGGUAAAUUGCUUGAAUCAAAAAGACAACACUUGUAUUGGACUCCAUGUGCAGCACAUUGUAUUGAUUUAAUGUUGGAAGAUAUUGGAAAGAUCUUAGAAAUCAAGAAAACCUUAGAAAGGGCAAUUUUUGUUGUUGGAUUUCUUUAUAAUCACAUUGGGGCUUUGAAUAUGAUGAGAGAAUUUACAGGGAAUAAAGAAUUAGUGAGACAUGGUGUUACCCGAUUUGCUACUUCAUUCUUGACAUUACAGAGCGUGCAUCGUCAAAAACAUACUCUGAGAAAUAUGUUUACCUCUGAGAAAUGGGUGACAAGCAAAUGGGCAAAAGAAGCAAAAGGCAAGAGGGCUGCUGAUAUCAUCUUAAUGCCAUCCUUUUGGAAUCAUGUAGUUUAUAUAUUAAAGGUAAUGGGCCCUCUUGUUCGAGUCCUUCGGUUGGUGGAUAAUGAAAAUAAGCCUGCAAUGGGAUAUAUUUAUGAGGCUAUGGAUAGAGCAAAGGAGACGAUUAAAAGAUCUUUUAAUGAAAAUGAAGAAAAAUAUGAGAAAAUUUUUACAAUCAUUGACGAAAGAUGGAAUUGUCAACUUCAUCGUCCCUUACAUGCAGCAGGAUAUUAUUUGAACCCUGAAUUCUUUUAUAAGAUUAAAUCUGUUGGAUUUGAUGCAGAAGUUUUGAGUGGGUUAUAUCAGUGUGUUGCAAGAUUAGUUCCCAGCAUUGAGGUUCAAGAUAAGAUUAUUCAUGAAUUAUCUUUAUAUAAAAAUGCUGAAGGUCUUUUUGGAAUUCCAAUUGCCGUUCGAUCCAGGACAACUACCUCUCCAGCUGAAUGGUGGAGUCUAUUUGGAAAUUCCACCCCGAACUUACAGAAAUUUGCUAUCAAAGUACUUAGUUUGACAUGUAGUGCUUCGGGUUGUGAGCGAAACUGGAGUGUCUUUGAGCAUAUUCACUCGAAGAGAAGAAAUCGGUUAGAACAUCAACGAUUGCACGAUCUUGUUUACAUAAAGUAUAAUCAAGCUUUGAAGACUCGUCAUGAUUUGAAAAAUAGAUUUGAUUCAAUCUCAUUGCAAGAUAUUGAUGAUUCAAAUGAGUGGUUAGUAGGAGAAAUGGGUGCUAACUUGCAAGAUGCUGAAGACGAGCUUGUAUUUGAAGAUGAUAGAUUGACGUGGGGAGAUGUGGCAAGAGCUUCAGGUGCUGGAGAAUUACAAACAUAUACAAGACAGAUGUCAAAGAGAAAAAUGAGUGCAAAAGCAUCAAGCUCGGCUCCUGCUAUUGUUGAAGACAUAGAGAAUGAAACAUAUCUUGAUGAAGAGGAAGGAAUCGAAGAACAAGAGGAAGAAGACGAAUUCAAUGAAGAUGAUUUGUGUGAAAAUGACGAUAAUAUUGAUUAUGAUGAAUGACUUUGAUGUAAAAUUUUAAUGUUUUGAAUUUUGAAACUUUUUGUUAAUGUGACAUUGUGAUUUUGUAUCUUAGAUUUUCUUAAUUUAAUAGCAUAUUUUUAUUUAAAAUUUUAAAUAAUUAUAUUUAUUAAUUAUAUUAUAUAUUUUUAUAUUUUAGCGCCUCGCUUCGCUCGGGUGAGCGCCUGGGCGAGCGCCUAGCGCCUCGGGCGUUUUUGGACCUUGGCGCCUUUUGGCGCCUAGCGCUUUUUAAAUCACUGGUCAAAACAAAAGUUUACUGCUUAUAUUAUGGACUAUCUUGCAUCAUUCAGAAACCUCAUGUGUUGCCUCUCUCAAAUUCCCCCCUUCCUGCAAAAAAAACACAGAAUGUAUGUUGAAAUUUUGGAUUUAUCGAUGUGUACAUCGAUCUGAAUCGAUUGUGUUGGUGUCAUCAUUGACAUAAGACAAUUUUCCUUUUGUG
This is a messenger RNA of Musa acuminata AAA Group (dessert banana), 4024 nucleotides long. RefSeq lists its product as uncharacterized. Lineage: Eukaryota; Viridiplantae; Streptophyta; Magnoliopsida; Zingiberales; Musaceae. The coding region runs from base 1213 to 3567 and encodes 784 amino acids. Gene Ontology annotation, molecular function: protein dimerization activity. The record is from RefSeq and is a predicted model, not a curated record. The transcript is spliced from 4 exons.